AGUGACGAUACCCAUGUUACCCAAUUCCAUAUUCAACUCCAUCUACAUAUAUAUAAGCAUCAUCCUCUUCUCUGCUCACUUCUAUCAAGACCAAAGACCUGUGGUAACUUUUUUGGCCAUGAAGAGGCACUCGAGUUGGCACAUCACGCUCUUAGUCGGAAGCGUGAUAUUGCUUCUUGGUCCUGUCGCAGCUGUGGCUCGAUAUGAAUCUGCAGUUGGUGAUCCUGGAAUGAGAAGAGAUGGUCUCAGAGUCGCCUUCGAAGCUUGGAAUUUCUGCAAUGAAGUUGGCAUUGAAGCUCCUGGUAUGGGGAGUCCAAGAGCAGCUGAUUGUUUUGACAUCUCAGGCAGACACAGACACAGGAGAAGUGCAAGAUUCCACAAAAAUGCAGAUGUUACUCUGAGACACAAGGUCACAGAGGUUGAUAACAGACUAGGAAUCGGCAGUUCUUUCCCUGGUAUAAGCACAGACGUCCUAAAAAAUGCAGACCUCUAUGCUGCACAAAAGGAGCUUUAUUUGGGUUCUCUCUGCGAAGUCCAAGACACCCCGAAACCGUGGCAAUUUUGGAUGAUCAUGUUAAAAAAUGGCAACUACGACACAAACUCUGGCUUAUGUCCUGAAAAUGGGAAAAAAGCGGCUCCUUUUAGUCCAAACAAAUUUCCGUGCUUUGGAAUCGGGUGUAUGAACCAACCCAUUCUGAAUCAUCAGCAGACUCGGAUUCUAGGAAACGGUACGAUGAGAGGAGGUUUCAAUGGAACUUACGAACUGGGUGCGGACGUCACAGAUGGUAUAGAUAGUAUCUCUUUCUAUGAAGUGGUUUGGGAGAAGAAGAUCGGUGCAGGGAGUUGGGUAUUCCAUCACAAGCUCAAGACUUCAAAGAAGUAUCCAUGGCUGAUGCUGUAUCUCAGAGCUGAUGCAACCAAAGGUUUCUCUGGUGGGUAUCACUAUGACACCAGAGGGAUGCUCAAAACUCUUCCAGAGUCACCAAAUUUCAAGGUUAGAUUGACAUUGGACAUCAAAAGUGGUGGAGGCCCCAAGAGCCAGUUCUACCUCAUAGACAUGGGCAGCUGCUGGAAGAACAACGGCAAACCGUGCGACGGGGACGUGCUCACCGACGUCACGAGGUAUAGUGAGAUGAUCAUCAACCCGGAGACUCCGUCCUGGUGCAGCCCCACGAGUUUAGCCAAUUGCCCGCCGUACCACAUCACGCUAGAUAACAAAAAGAUUCACAGGAAUGACACCAAUAAUUUUCCCUACUCGGCUUAUCACUAUUACUGUGCACCCGGGAAUGCUAAGUUUUUGGAGAGUCCCACGAGCACGUGUGAUCCUUAUAGCAAUCCCCAGGCACAAGAGCUUGUUCAGUUGCUGCCUCACCCUGCGUGGGCUGAAUACGGGUAUCCAACCAAACAAGGCGAUGGUUGGAUCGGUGAUGGAAGAACUUGGGAGCUCGAUGUCGGUGGCCUAUCGAGCCGACUCUACUUCUAUCAGGAUCCAGAUACUAUUCGUGCCAGAAGAAUUUGGACAUCACUUGACGUCGGCACAGAGAUUUUCAUCACUAACAAGGACGAAAUGGCAGAGUGGACUCUCAGCGAUUUCGAUGUUCUUCUCAUGUCUACUUAAUUCAUAGUUCCUAUCGAGAAUUGGGGUACAUAUAUGUCUUAUAUUGCUCCGAGCUUUAUCAUUAUUUUAGAUGCUUGCAGCAGAAUGAAAGACCAAGUGUACAAAGGAAAAGCCUUAGCUGCAUACAUCAAGAUAUGGAAUUUCCACACUUGGAAGCUUGCAAGGCAGGCUUCCUCAACAAGGUUAAUAAGGGUCAUGCCCAAGCAGAUGCCAGGAAGUAGCCACUUUGUCGAUCUGUUUUUGGAGAAGAAUCAAGAAAACAUCAUUUCUA
This is a messenger RNA of Syzygium oleosum, 1889 nucleotides long. RefSeq lists its product as uncharacterized. Lineage: Eukaryota; Viridiplantae; Streptophyta; Magnoliopsida; Myrtales; Myrtaceae. The coding region runs from base 14 to 1618 and encodes 534 amino acids. The record is from RefSeq and is a predicted model, not a curated record. The transcript has 4 exons.